ACAUUAUUGCCCUUGCAUUGGCCCUCUUAACAGUCCCAGCUGAAGUGUUUAGCUACAGGUCUGCAUGUCAUGGGCUGCGUCUUCUCUCUGCCAGAGGACAGGAGAGAUGCUGCUGAGAGAGCACCCACCUCUCGGGAAACGAGUUUCAUCGAAAAAAUGAAAAAAACCGGAAAGAACAUCAUUGUUUUCUACGGCUCUCAGACGGGCACAGCUGAGGAAUUUGCCAGCAGGCUGGCCAAAGACGCUCAGCGCUACGGCAUGAAAGGAAUGGCUGCCGAUCCGGAGGAAUACAGCAUGGGGGAACUGGCCCGUCUGGCGGAGAUCCAGAACUCCCUGGCCAUAUUUUGCAUGGCCACAUACGGAGAGGGAGACCCCACGGAUAACGCCCAGGACUUUUACGACUGGCUGCAGGAGAACGACGAUGAAGACCUUUCUGGGCUGAACUACACAGUCUUUGCUUUGGGCAACAAGACAUACGAACACUACAACGCAAUGGGAAAAUAUGUGGACAAGAGGCUGGAAGAACUGGGGGCCAAGCGCAUCUUUGAUCUUGGUUUAGGUGAUGAUGAUGGCAACCUCGAGGAAGACUUCAUCUCUUGGAGAGAACAGUUCUGGCCGGCUGUCUGUGAGCACUUUGGUGUGGAGGCAUCAGGAGAUGACUCAAGCAUUCGGCAGUACGAGCUGAAGGUGCACACUGACGUCAACAUGAACAAAGUGUACACCGGAGAGAUUGGCCGUCUGAAGAGUUUCGAAGUCCAAAAGCCGCCGUUUGAUUCCAAGAACCCUUUCCUGGCUCCAGUCACUGUGAACCGUAAACUGAACAAAGCCGGCGACAGACACCUCAUGCACCUGGAGUUGGACAUUACAGGCUCCAAGAUCAGAUAUGAGUCAGGAGACCAUGUCGCCGUUUUCCCCACGAAUGACUCAGAGCUGGUGAACAAGCUGGGACAGAUCCUUGGCGUGGACCUUGACGUGGUUAUCUCCCUCAAUAACCUUGAUGAGGAAUCCAACAAGAAGCAUCCUUUCCCCUGUCCUACCACCUACCGCACAGCGCUCACUCACUAUUUGGACAUCACAAACCCUCCUCGUACCAACGUCCUGUACGAGCUGGCGCAGUAUGCCUCCGACCCCAAAGAUCAGGAGAACAUGAGAAAGAUGGCUUCCUCCUCCCCAGAGGGCAAGGCUCUCUACCAGAGCUGGGUGUUGGACUCCUGUAGGAACAUCCUGGCCAUCCUGGAAGACAUGCCUUCAUUGAAGCCCCCCAUUGAUCACCUAUGUGAGCUGCUGCCUCGUCUCCAGGCUCGUUACUACUCCAUCGCCUCUUCUUCUAAAGUCCACCCCAACAGCAUCCACAUCUGUGCCGUGGUGGUGGAGUACGAGACCAAGACGGGCCGCGUCAACAAGGGAGUAGCAACCACCUGGCUGAAAAACAAACUGGUCAACGGCCACAAAUCCACCGUCCCCAUGUACAUCCGCAAGUCUCAGUUCCGCCUGCCGUUCAAGGCCUCCAACCCGGUGAUCAUGAUCGGCCCGGGCACCGGGAUCGCUCCCUUCAUGGGCUUCAUCCAGGAGAGAGGCUGGCUCAAAGAGCAAGGGAAGGACGUGGGAGAAACUGUGAUGUAUUUCGGCUGCAGACACAAGAACGAGGAUUAUAUUUAUCAGGAGGAGCUGGAAGAGGCAGAGAAGAACGAAGUCCUAACGCAGCUUAAUGUUGCUUUCUCCAGAGACCAGGCGCAAAAGGUGUACGUGCAGAAUCACCUGAAGAAGAAUAAGGAACACGUCUGGAAGCUGAUCCACACAGACAAUGCUCAUAUCUACGUCUGCGGUGAUGCGAGGAACAUGGCGAAAGACGUGCAGACGGCUUUCUACGAGAUUGCAGAGGAACUUGGAGGCAUGACUCGCACCCAGGCUACAGAUUACGUGAAGAAACUGAUGACCAAGGGACGCUACUCACAGGAUGUGUGGAGCUAAAGAUCCUCAGGCACAAAGCCUGACUUUUCACUUCUGCAGUGAAAGUUUUAAAGUCCCUGUUUUUUUUUUUUUCUUUUUUUUUCUUUUUUUUUUUUUUUCCAUUUUAUAUAUUCUUCAGGACUGAAUAUGAGAAAACAAAAGUCUUGCUCGUAUUCCUCAUGAGGGCUACAGGUUAGCUUUGGAUGAUGAGGCGAACCUCGCCUCAGCACCUUUAGGAGUUAACAUCAGCAUUUCUCACCUACUCAUCCUGCAUUACAUGUCUCUGCGCCUCCAGCAGGCUGAGGUCCUCAGUCUGACCCCUGGUGUCAGGCGCCUGACUGAGAUUUACCUCUUUGGUUUCUAGAGACCGUCAGGAGUGUCCAUUAUAUAUAACAAAAUGUUGGCUGUGACUUUCAAAGUUUGGAGAAGCAACGUUUGGGAAGUCUGUAGUUUUUCUACCUUCGGCUGGAGAUGAGGGUUGUGUAUUCCUGGUGCAGUAAGAUCAGUUCAGCUUUCACAUUAACGGUUGCCGAGUUGCUGCAAAGCUGAUCUGGUCGUUCUUUUUCAAUACUUUAAACGUGUAAAAUACUUUAAGGAAAACUGCUUCAUCGCUAGGUAAAUGUUUCUAUGUAUUUUGAGAAGGGAAUUGUAUAAAGAGCUUAAAAGUGAUCUACAGAAAAACAUGAUUAUGUCCCUCUGUCUCCUGCUUGACACCUAAAUCUGUUUGAAAGGCUACUUUAAAAAAAAAAACAAGUAUGACUGUGGAACUGAAAUCUUUACCUGAUCAGACGCUGCAGGGAGAUUCGGAUCGAACGGACUCUGUGUUGUCUGGUACCAGCGUGUAGCAACCAUCUAACAAAAGUGUCUGUUUUGUGUUUAUUUUUCCGUCAGUCUUUGCUCGUUUACAGAGAACAUUUAAAGAUGGAGGUAACUGAGACCAUCUAGAGUCCACUCUUGUGCCUUUUAAAAAAACUGCCUUAUAAGAUGUUUGCAUUUAAAACCAUGAAGUUGUAUAAUUUUUAUUUUCUUUCAGGCUUUUCCAUAGAAAAUUAAAAUCUUAAGAGACACUUUAUCUGGCGCUGUCACUUUUUUUGCUCUACUUUUUUAAUGAAAUUAUUUGUAUGGAGACAUGAAUUUAUAAUGAAUAAAAUCUGACUAAUUUG
Molecule: messenger RNA, 3113 nt
Organism: Cyprinodon tularosa
Lineage: Eukaryota; Metazoa; Chordata; Actinopteri; Cyprinodontiformes; Cyprinodontidae
Gene: porb
Product: P450 (cytochrome) oxidoreductase b
Exons: 15
Coding region: 70-1971 (633 amino acids)
Biological process (GO): response to hormone
Cellular component (GO): cytosol
Molecular function (GO): flavin adenine dinucleotide binding; FMN binding; NADPH-hemoprotein reductase activity
Source: RefSeq, a predicted model, not a curated record